AUGGGGAAGAAAAUAGAGAUAGUAGAGACUAGCUUCACAGCGUUUGAUAGGAAAAUGGAAAAGCCUCAACAUGCUGUAUUGAAGGAAGAUUGGAAAGCCUUCAAGAAAUUCUUCGAGCAAGACAACAAAGCAUUGUUGGAGCCUAUGGACUUGGACAAGAACACCGCUAUUCACGUGGCCACACGCUCCGACAAACCGCAAUUACUGGCAGAGUUGCUGGACAUGCUGCCCAUAACCGACAGGUGGCAUGCACUGAGGCGGAAGAACGUUCACCGAAACAACGUUCUUCACCACGCCGUUAAUUUCACGGACAACGUUGGAAUAUUGGACAUGAUACUCAAGUACGAGAAUGAGGUGCCGCCACCACCGGGUGAUCAGAUUGAUGAGUCAGAAGAAAACGGAACGCCGUUGCUUGAGAUGAAAAAUGAUUUAGGUGAAACCCCCCUUUACAGGGCUGCUAAUGCUGGCAACCUAAAGAUGCUCCAGCACAUGGCCAAAUGUGUUGAGGAUAUUCAGGUGCAUUUUGUCAGAGGCGACAAACUUCCCAUUCUUCACAUUGCUAUUGUUGGUCGACACUUAGAUGUAGCCGUUUGGUUAAUGAAAGUGGAUGAAAGACUCGCUGAUGCAAAGGACCAAAGGGGAUUGACAGUGCUUCCUGAUGAAUAUUAUGAGUUUGAAGAUUAUGCUGAAAGCGUCAGGGUCAUCAGAAGUGAGAGCGAUUUAGAAAGUGGAAAAGAUAAAAAGCUACCAACCUCAGGAUUUUCCAGAAUCAAUCAUGCAGUCUGGAAACGUCUUGCAAAAGAAUGGGAUGCGGUUGAUCGUCUUUGGCAGUUAAAAAGGCAGCACAAGCUAGCUGAGUAUCUAGCUGACUUGUUAGUGCAGAAAGAUUACUCAUGGCAUAAAACUUGUAAUGAGAAACAGCGAACAGUGUCAGUAUUGCCAAUUAUUAAGCCCAUAAAUGUGACUGCAAGGACGAAACGGGUGAAUGAACUGAAAGAGACGCAAUCUACGCAGCAAAGCAGGCGUACUUACAGCGACUACACACCGCUGUUGUUGGCAGCAGAGGCAGGAAUCGUAGAAAUCGUUGAAAAAAUCAUUAACAUGUUUCCCGAAGCUAUAAAUCAUGUUAGUGAGGAUGAGCUGAACAUACUGCAUGUAGCUGUGAGAAACCGUCAAUUGAAAAUUUUUAAGCUUAUAAGGAAAUAUGGUGCAUUGAGAUGGUUGGGUGAUCGCAUAAGUAAUAAAGGUCGCACUCUCUUGCACCAAGUGGCUAGGAUGGAAUACUACAAAGGAAGUGAUCAAGCAGGCUAUGCAUAUGAACUCCAAGAUGAGUUGCGAUGGUUCGAACGAGUGAAGAAGCUAAUUCCAGCUCACCUAAUGAUGCAUUGUAACGAGGAUAACCUAACAGCAAAAGAGCAAUUUGAGAUAGAGCAUGCUGACAUGUUGAAGGACGCACAAGAUUGGAUAAAGGAGACAGCUCAAUCAUGCUCUGCAGUUGCAGUGUUGGUGGCCACCGUAGUGUUUGCAGCAGCCUAUACAAUCCCAGGAGGAACGGACGCAAGAGGCAUCCCCAUAUUUCUUCACUCUCCAGUUUUCCUCUUUUUCACUAUCAUGGAUGUUGUGGCCCUUGCAAGCUCACUUGCUUCAGUUGUGAUGUUCCUUUCAAUCCUCACAUCCCCAUUUGAGAUGUGGGAAUUCUACAAGUCUCUCCCUCGAAAACUCACCCUUGGAUUCACAUUGUUGUUCUUCUCAUUGACCACUACUAUGCUAUCCUUCAGUGCAACCAUUUUGCUCACAAUUCGCUUGGAGUCUGACAAAUGGAGUUCGAGUUUGAUAUAUAGUGCAGCCUUUUUUCCUGUCUCAAUAUUCGGGUUGUUGCAGUUCCCCUUUUAUAUUGCAAUCAAAGACAAGCUAAUGCUGUUUUUGAAGAAAUUUAAGAAGAUGAUUCCGAGGUCGGGUGCAAAAGCAAAGAAAAGAAAGUAUCGUGUCUUCGAGCGUUGA
Abrus precatorius (Indian licorice) is the source of this 2001-nucleotide messenger RNA. RefSeq lists its product as uncharacterized. The record is from RefSeq and is a predicted model, not a curated record. The coding region runs from base 1 to 2001 and encodes 666 amino acids. NCBI's taxonomy places the organism in Eukaryota, Viridiplantae, Streptophyta, Magnoliopsida, Fabales, Fabaceae. The transcript has 6 exons. Gene Ontology annotation, molecular function: protein binding.